This is a messenger RNA of Anopheles bellator, 2216 nucleotides long. RefSeq names its product growth hormone-regulated TBC protein 1-A. The transcript has 5 exons. NCBI's taxonomy places the organism in Eukaryota, Metazoa, Arthropoda, Insecta, Diptera, Culicidae. The record is from RefSeq and is a predicted model, not a curated record. The coding region runs from base 268 to 1269 and encodes 333 amino acids.
GAAAGAAAAAAACACACUCUUGAGUGUGAUUUGUUUGUUAAGCAGAAGAAUGCUGGAGGCCACAAACCACCCGUGUUAUCAACUGUUGUUAUCAACUGAUCAGCUGAUGAUCGAUACUAGAAUCAGGAUGUGCGCGAUAACAACCUUUGCAUCGAAAUAGUAACAGUACCGCUUUUUCGGAUUGAAGUUCUAGUCCUGGUCCUGUGAAACGUGAUUUUAAGAGUUUCUUAAAGUGCAGUUAGGUUGGUACCGUGUGGAAGAAACACUAUGGCAGUUUCAAAAUUCAGCGAUGUCGAUGAGUACGGGUUUCGGCGGGAACCGGAUUUCGACUACCAAUCGUACGAAAAUAUUAUGUCAAGCUACUUGGCGGUACUGACGUCGCGCAGUAUGAGGUGGCAAAAGUUCGUGAAAAGCGAAGAUAUGACGAAAAACCAGAGCAAACUUAAGCGCUUCGUCCGGAAAGGCGUUCCCGGUCCGAUGCGGGAGGAAGUGUGGAUGAAAACGUCUGGUGCGUUAAAGCUACAGCAACAACAGCCAACCCUCUAUCAAACACUGCUGACGUACGAGUUCGAUCAAGAAAUCUCCGAUCAAAUAAAGCUUGAUCUCCCACGGACGUUCCCGGACAACAUUCACUUCGAGCAGUACAAACUGGGUCUCUACAAUGCGUUGAUUGCAUUCGCGCAUGAGAAUCGAACAGUUGGCUACUGUCAAGGUUUAAAUUACAUCGCAGGACUGCUGCUAAUCGUAACGAAGAACGAAGAAUCUACGUUUUGGCUGCUCAAAGUAAUAGUCGAAAACAUUGUCCCAUUGUAUCACACAAAAACGAUGGACAACCUAAUCACGGAUAUCGAUGUACUGAGUGAACUGAUCAAACAACGUGUGCCGGAUGUCCACCGCCAUAUCUUCGACUUAGGGCUGCCCUGGCCUGUGAUAGCUACCAAGUGGUUUAUCUGCCUGUACGCCGAAGUCGUACCGACCGAAACCGUCCUCCGGAUAUGGGACUGUCUGUUUCUCGAGGGUAACAAAAUUCUGCUUCGUGUCGGGCUGACGGCAGUGGUACGGCUCCGGCAAGAGAUACUGGCCACGGACGAUAUCUCCACGUUGAUUGGUUUGUUUCGAUCGCUGGAAAAAUCGCCCGUCCUGAUGGACUGUCACGAGUUCAUCAAGAGCAUCUUCAAAGUGCCGGGUAACCUGCGCAGGUCACAGCUGACUACACUUCGGCGACGGCUAUACGAUGAACGGAUGGCUAGCAAGCACAAUGGUUCCUAGGGGUUAGAGAACUAUAUUCAGAAGAGAUACAGACUGAAUAUAGUGUGAAUCGUAAAAAAUGAUCAUUUCCGCGGCAACGGUGAUUAAGCCAAAGUAAACUUUGCUACGAAAUCUGGCAGCUUUAGUCGCAUCUAAAACUGUGACCAAGGGAGUCUUUUUGUUCCCACGAAACCAGAACCUCCAGUUCAUCAUCAGCACUCAUCAGCAAGUUAAGUGCAUUUUUCUUUUUUUCUUUACUUAUGAAGUUUAUUUAUUUUAUAGUAUUGACUGGCUUGGUUCACUGGACUCUAGUCUUUGUUAAUGCGAAUAUUAAAUGUGUGACUUUUGCUGAACAACAAACGAUGGAAAUUUCAGUUCCUUAUGUUGCUGAUAUUAGUUUAAAUCAACAACCAUCGAUCAAUGAGUGCUAAAUCCCUAUGUGUACACUUCUACUUCUUUUUUAUUUAAAUAACAACAUUAUUUUGUGUAGACUAGGUAUUUUGACCGAGGGGUCAAUUUGAAAAAAGAGAUGAACCACGUGCAAGAUGAUGCGAUGAAGCACGAUGUUUAAACAAACCACAUUUCUCUUGUGCGGCGCGUGCCGUGUGUGGUGGGGAUAAUGGUGCGCCUGUUGAUAAAUAUUAUUCGAGAUGCAAACGUUAGUGCUGCGGUAACUAAAUAGCAAGAGAUAGCGCCACUUUCUUGUGAACGACACUGCCAGGCCUGUUGCCGCCACAAGUGUGCGGCAGACGCUUUUUGGACCAGUGUUGAAUUACAAUACAAACGGUUAACCGAGUUCCAUUAAAAUAAUAACAGUAGAGUAGGUUGUUAGUGUUGUUGCUUGGUAUUACUGCGAGAUAUUUGGAUACAUUUUUAGAAAUUAAAAACAAAUAUGUACAUAACAAGUAUGUAAUAGUGAUAUUUUAAACCUUAUUCAUGUAGUGCUUCAGCAUUACCCAAAACAUUAU